Messenger RNA from Pyrenophora tritici-repentis Pt-1C-BFP, 354 nucleotides. The record is from RefSeq and is a predicted model, not a curated record. Lineage: Eukaryota; Fungi; Ascomycota; Dothideomycetes; Pleosporales; Pleosporaceae.
AUGCUAGGCCUGCAACGCGCAUUGGCAGCCGUCUCAACCCGAGACCUAAACGGCUCACGCAGAGCUGGCAAGCCGGCCGAAUCCAAGGCUUCGGAAACAGCCAUGAUCCAUCUCACCGCUGCCACUGCCGUCUGCGGUGCUGCUGAGUGGCCGCGUCUUGGGGCAAAAGGCCCGCCUUGCAUCGCGACCCAGUGGGCACUUUGGGCACGCACCAAGUUCGAAAUUCCCCUCACUCUGACCCCCCGCGGAGCCUUCUUGCACAUCAUCAAACCACACGAGUCGAGAGCCGGUCAGAACAAGGUCGGCAUUUGCACAUUACUAGCAGGCCCUGCAUUCGCAAGCCGUGCCAGAUGA